Messenger RNA from Leptosia nina, 321 nucleotides. The record is from the annotation of a GenBank genome assembly. NCBI's taxonomy places the organism in Eukaryota, Metazoa, Arthropoda, Insecta, Lepidoptera, Pieridae.
AUGUUAACAAGAGCGAGAGCUUUUUCGACUCAAGCGUUGAAAGUUGUCAACAAUGUUGCUAAGCAACAGUUUGUCGUUACUUUGCAAUCCGAAGCUACCCUAGACUAUGAUCUAAAAAGCAAAGAGAUUACUUUUAUUCACACUGAGGUACCAAAAGAAUUUCAGGGUAAAGGAGUUGGCAAAUUAUUAGGUCAAUAUGCCUUUGAUUACGCUAGAGACAACGAUCUUGAUGUGAUAUGCAAAUGUCACUUUUUGGCCAAGUACUAUAAGGAUAACAUUAAGCAAUACAAGAACCUAAAAGUAAACCUAGAUUUAGACUAG